Molecule: messenger RNA, 1528 nt
Organism: Dicentrarchus labrax (European seabass)
Lineage: Eukaryota; Metazoa; Chordata; Actinopteri; Moronidae
Gene: hsf2bp
Product: heat shock transcription factor 2 binding protein
Exons: 10
Coding region: 132-1184 (350 amino acids)
Cellular component (GO): cytosol
Source: RefSeq, a predicted model, not a curated record
AAUCCGGACUGGAGUCUGGCAUUGAGCGCACCUCGAGCGUCGAGGCAGUUCAUUCGGUUUUAGCUAAACAGUGGUCAGGAGCAACAUCCGCCGGUGUGCCCCCUACAGAAGACACCAACACCAACCAUAAUAUGUCUGCAGCGUCACUGGGCGGGAAGUCACUGGCUGUGAGUCAUAGACCAAAGGCACAGGCAAAGAAACAGGAUGGCUUUGUCAGAGUGAGGAAACAAGAUUUAGACAAGUUAACCACAGAAGUCAUGCAGCUGAGGGAGUUCCUGCCCAGAGUCCUGAACAGGGACCUGAUCGAAAUGCUGCACAAAGCUCGAGCAGCUCAGACAAGGAAGGAGCACCUUGCACAGGAACAGGAGCAGCUGCGGCAGGAGUGUCUGCACCUUCAGUCCCGGCUGGAUGCAGUGCAGACUGAAUGUCAGAAAGAGAGAGAGGAGAAGCUGCUGUUACGUGAGCAGCUGUGGCAAAGUGUUGCAGAAUUGCAGCAGCAGGCGGACUUCUGCUCUGGUCUGGGAUCUGCAACCUGCAGUCUGCUGUGGAGCUGCAGUGCCAGGGAGCACACGGUCACACAGUGGCUGGCUGAUGGGAAGCUCCAGUCCUUCCUGGCGGUAGCUGCUCAGACUCUGGAGAGCUUUGUCAGGUCUGUGGACGAAGAAAUUAAAACUCAAACUGAGGACCACAACUCCCAGGAGCACCAGUUUGUGUUGGCUCUGGCUGGAACCAUUACUAACAUAGCAGCAGUAACGUGUGGGCGGGACUUCCUGUCCAGCUCGGCUCAUGUCCUGCUUGACACUCUGAUGAAGCUUCUGGAAUUGAUGAAGCCCGGUGUCUUCCCCAAACUUAAAGUGUUGAUGCUGAUGGCUCUGUAUAAUGUCAGCAUCAGUGUUAAAGGACUGAAGUACAUCAGUAAGAACCUCCUGCGUCUUAUCUGGAGCCUGCUAGAUGAUGGAGACUGGGAGGUGUGUCUCCACUCUCUGCGUCUCCUGCAGUCUGUGUUGUUGGAGGAGGAGGUGCUGCUUCUGCUGGGCUCCUCUCUGCUGGAUCCAGACCUCCAGGCUCGUGUCAGCCGGCUUACCUCCACAGCACAGCCCAGCCUGAGACUGGCUGCCCAGCAGACCCUGGAGGACCUGCAGGCCCUCCAACAGGAUCAGGGAUGUAAACAAAGCACCCUCUGAUGUGGAUUCAGUAUCUUCAAUCCAGUUCUCCUCCUAUAUGAACUUCCCUCCCUUUCACUUUAGAUCUGUCUGUUGUGCUGUUCUUAGCACUUCAUGUGCAAAGUGAGGAGAGAAAGUAAAGACGAAAGUUUCAAAGUUAAACCUAUAUAUUCAAUUAAAAGGAACAACCGUUUAUAUCUGAACUUUUUGCUUUUUUUCCCUAACUUUUUUAACUUGCACUGUUCACUGUUGAGCCUUCAGAUUUGUUCAUGAUUGUUUCUUAAUUGGUUUGCUACCCACGUAAUGUGAAUAUGAUAAUACAGGUUUGUAUAAGACACAUUAAAUAUUAUGUUUGUACACUUUCA